Molecule: messenger RNA, 2579 nt
Organism: Arabidopsis thaliana (thale cress)
Lineage: Eukaryota; Viridiplantae; Streptophyta; Magnoliopsida; Brassicales; Brassicaceae
Product: Divalent ion symporter
Exons: 3
Coding region: 514-2022 (502 amino acids)
Biological process (GO): cadmium ion transmembrane transport; transmembrane transport
Cellular component (GO): plasma membrane; membrane
Source: RefSeq, marked reviewed
AUGAAAAUUGAAAAAGGGGAAGAAGAAAGAUCUGAAACAGCGAACACAACAGAGAGACUUCUUCUCGGUAUCUUGUCUUCACUUUUUGGAAACUAAAGAAAAUUGGAAAAGGGCUGACUUUUUUGGUUUGGUGAAGUUCGUCGUGGGGACUCGGGACAAUAUAAUAAAGAUGAGUCCUCGCUUACUCUGAGUGUUAUCUAUGUAGUUGCUUCAAUUUUUGUCACUCAUUUGCCUUCGAUUCCUCCUUAAGAAACUGUAUGUUUAACCAUGAAACUGGUCAAGUUUGUUUGAUUAUCCAAUACUUGUCGUUCUGAAUUCGUAACUGAUUGCCCUUUUCUUGUUUUUUCAACAGGACGAUUCUUCUAUUGGGAAUCGGUCAACGUCCUCAAGUUUAUCAGAGAUCUUAGGGUUUCUAAUCAGAUAUUUGAUUCAUCAAAAUCACCAACUAGGGUUUACAAAGUCCAUGCUUUUCGAUCAUUGAUCAGAGAGCUUUCAAGAAAUAUUUGCAAGAAAAUGGCAAUGGCUCCAGUAAUAAAGCUGGUCUUAGGUUCAGUUGCCUUUGCCAUUUUCUGGAUAUUAGCAGUGUUUCCCUCUGUACCAUUCCUACCAAUUGGUCGAACCGCCGGUUCUCUGUUCGGUGCAAUGCUAAUGGUUAUCUUCCAAGUGAUAACCCCGGAACAAGCUUAUGCAGCCAUUGAUCUCCCGAUACUCGGUCUUCUCUUUGGAACGAUGGUUGUUAGUAUAUACCUUGAGAGAGCUGAUAUGUUCAAGUACUUAGGCACAUUGCUUUCGUGGAAAAGCAGAGGUCCGAAAGACUUGCUAUGUAGAGUCUGUCUUGUUUCCGCUGUUUCAAGCGCUCUGUUUACUAACGAUACAUCUUGUGUGGUUUUAACCGAGUUUGUGUUGAAGAUCGCUAGGCAAAAGAAUCUCCCGCCUCACCCGUUUUUGCUCGCUUUAGCCACGAGUGCGAAUAUUGGUUCUUCUGCUACUCCCAUUGGGAAUCCGCAGAAUCUUGUUAUUGCGGUUCAAAGCAAGAUCCCGUUUUGGGAGUUUCUUCUUGGUGUUUUUCCUGCGAUGAUUGUUGGUAUUACCGUUAACGCUAUGCUUCUUCUCGGUAUGUAUUGGCGGUUAUUGUCAGAUCAUAAAGAGGAUGAAGAAGAAGUACAAAAUGCUGAUUCUGAAGUUGUUGCCCAAGAAGAUGUCCAAUCUCAUAGGUUCUCGCCAGCUACAUUUUCGCCAGUCUCAUCCGAAGAUUCGAACUUGAGAAUGGAUGCCGCCGAGACUCUCAGAAACAGAGCGGGUUCAGCGGGUGAGAGCGAGUUAAUAAGCUGCAAUUCAAAUGCGUCGAGAGAACAACACAACGACGCAGAGUCUCAAGGAGAGAGCAAUAAUACCAACAAUAUGUUCCAGACCAAGAGAUGGAGAAGAGUUUUAUGGAAAUCAAGUGUUUAUUUCAUCACAUUAGGAAUGCUAAUAUCUCUGCUUAUGGGUUUAAACAUGUCGUGGACCGCAAUUACCGCGGCUCUAGCACUCGUGGUUCUUGAUUUCAAAGACGCAAGGCCGUCUCUCGAGAAGGUAUCGUAUUCGCUUUUGAUCUUUUUCUGCGGGAUGUUCAUAACCGUUGAUGGAUUCAACAAAACUGGUAUCCCUACCGCUCUAUGGGACCUAAUGGAGCCAUAUGCCAAAAUUGAUCAAGCCAAAGGAAUCGCGGUUCUAGCAGUUGUGAUUCUUGUCCUCUCCAAUGUAGCCUCUAAUGUACCAACCGUGCUUUUGUUGGGAGCAAGAGUGGCGGCAUCAGCGAUGGGGAGGGAGGAGGAGAAGAAGGCGUGGUUGUUGCUGGCGUGGGUGAGCACAGUGGCUGGAAACUUGACGUUGCUUGGUUCAGCAGCAAACCUGAUAGUGUGUGAGCAAGCUCGUAGAGCAGUGAGCCAUGGAUACACUCUCACUUUCACUAAACAUUUCAAAUUCGGUUUGCCUUCAACACUCAUCGUCACUGCGAUUGGUCUCUUCCUUAUCAAGUAAAUCAUAGCUCACUCUGCAUAUAUGCUUUCUUUUUUCAAGAACCAGUGUUUAUAGCUAGGUUUUAUUUCCACACUUAUGUAAUUUAAUAAUAGUUAUAAUAUCCAUAUUUGCAUCAUUGAAAAACAAACAGUAUCACAACUAUGGGUCUGACUGGUAGUCUUCUAUAGAAGAAAAAUAGUGAGAAGAAAAAGAAUUCUUCUGUGUUGUACUUAAAUGUAACCAGUCAGAUAAAAAGUAAUUGGUUUUGUUUCUUCCCAAUUCUUCAAAAAGCAAUAAAAAGUAAUUGGUUUUGUUUCUUCCCAAUUCUUCAAAAAGCAACGUGAAAAGGAAGAAUUCAUCCCACUUCAAAUACAUGAGAGAGAAAAUUCUUCUGCUUUUUGCUUUUUCUUUUCUUCACUUUUCUUCGUUUAUUUUUCAUCUCAUUUCGUCCAUUUUUUAUCAGUCACACCCUAUAUAAGUAAGAAAAUGGUAUAGCAUUUUUCAAGUUGAAGUGGUUCUUCUACUCCGCAGAUGUGUGUAUGUAGAGCUGAGGAAUUUAUGAAUGUAUAUGUAAGCGC